This is a messenger RNA of Saccostrea echinata, 2950 nucleotides long. RefSeq names its product acid sphingomyelinase-like phosphodiesterase 3b. The coding region runs from base 46 to 1566 and encodes 506 amino acids. The transcript has 6 exons. The record is from RefSeq and is a predicted model, not a curated record. Gene Ontology annotation, molecular function: hydrolase activity. Lineage: Eukaryota; Metazoa; Mollusca; Bivalvia; Ostreida; Ostreidae.
CUUGAACUGGGCGAAUGUGAAAGUAGAAGAAAGUUGACUUGGAAUAUGAAUUUUUCGAGUAUUGUAUUAUUUGUUGGAAUUGUCAUUAAGAUUUGUGCCAGCAGUGUAGAAACAGGUUACUUUUGGCAAGUGACAGAUUUUCACUAUGAUGCCAAUUAUAGCACAAAAGGAGAUCCACUGAGGAUGUGCCAUGACAUGUCAGGUGGUAGCCAUAGUAACAGUAUCUACGGAAACUACCACUGUGAUUCACCAUGGAAACUGAUUCAGUCAGCCACGGCAGCCAUGAAGCGAAUCCAUCCAAACCCAGACUUCAUAUUGUGGACUGGAGAUAGUGUACCACAUGUGGAGGACAGUGAACUUGACCUACAGAAAGUUCAGCGACACAUUGGGAAUAUCUCACUACACCUUCGCUCUGUGUUCCCAGACACCCACAUAUAUCCAGUGCUUGGUAACCAUGAUGAGUAUCCCAAAGAUGCAUAUCCCCCCACACCAGGGUCUGACUAUUACAAGGGGAUCCUACAAACUGCUCACUUUGACCAGCUUCUGUCAAAUGAUACUGCCAAGCAGUUCCUGACAGGUGGCUAUUACACAACCUUGAUUCAUACUGGACUGAGGGUCAUUGGCCUGAACACUAAUCUGCUUUACUCCCAGGACAAACUGACCACUAAUUCAGAGGACCCUGCCAACCAGUUCCAGUGGAUGAUGACCACUCUAACAAAUGCCAGAAAAGCCAAAGAAAAGGUGAUCAUUCUUUCCCAUGUUCCUCCUGGAGUUUUUGAGAAGUACAACUCCCUAAUGUGGUUCUAUGACAAGUACAACUCUCAAUACAUCAAAAUCUUACAGAAAUUUUCAGACAUUAUAACAGCCCAGAUUUAUGGACAUGAACACACGGACAGCUUCAGAAUUCUGAAAGAUGAACAAGGUUCACCUGUGGGUACUUUAUUUCUGGCCCCAGCUGUGACCCCCUGGAACAGUAGUUUGGCUGGAGUGGGGGCUAACAAUCCCUCCAUCCGACUGUACACUUAUAAUAAAACUGAUGGCACAGUCCUCAACUACCAGCAGUAUUACUUGAACCUAGCAUCACUGAUCCACGGAGAUGGAAAUACAAACUGGACAUUGGAGUAUAAUGCCAAGACUGCCUAUCAACUCUCUGACUUAAUUCCAAAGUCUUUGAACAAUUUAGCUAUUUCUUUUAAUCAGGAUAACUCUGCAAUGUUUCAAAAAUACUUGACCUAUAACUCAGUGAGUCAGAUUGUGAAGCCAGCGUGUGAUUCGGUGUGCAAGUUAACUCACGUCUGCUCCAUUACGGAAUUGGAGCUGCUGAAUUUUAAGCUUUGUCAGUCUUCUGAAACUACUCGUACCACACAGCUACCCAAGUCUACACCCGCUCACAGACAUAGGCGACCAGUGGGGAGGAUGUAUAUAUACAUCAUCAUAGGGCUGGGUGCCGUUGUCUUUAUUCUGUUCAUUGCUGUUGCCAUUAUAUGUAUCAAACGACGUCGAUAUUUUGUGCCUCAUCGAUUUUCUAGAUUUUCUAACUCACUUGGAUCAGGACCAAUUAAUUAAGCACUGCAGUAUCUAAAAUAAAUAUGUCCUUGACUCAUGAUUGUUAAUUGUUCUCCCUUGGAGGUCUUAUUUUUUGGAUUAUGGUAAUUUUCAAAUUCUGUUUUUUUAUAAAAAUAAAUGAAGUAGCUUUCACCUUGAAAAAAAUAUGAGGAAUGAUUAAUUAUUUCUGUUGUCAUACAUGUGCAUUACAUUUAUAUUUUUUAUCCAUUUUUUAUCAAAUAUUUCAAAGUGUUGUGAAAUGCCAAAAUCAAGUGUCAGGGAUAACUUUCAUUUUUGCAUUAAUUUGUGUAUUUGCACUAAGAACAAAGCCCAGAAUUUUACCCACACUGUGUGUACAUGUAUUGAAUAUGAUACAAUUAUGGACUCUUUCAGUGGUGAAUAUGGUGUGUUAUUCAUCAGAAAAAUAUCAAUAUUGACCGAGGCAAAUAUUUAUAUUUAACUUGUCCUAAUUAAGUGAAGUUCCAUCAACAGCCUUUGUUGCAUUGCACAUACAGUGCAUUGAAAACUAAAUAUGUUACGGAAUUUUUGAAGUUUUAGUAAUGAUAAUACAUACAUUGUAAAAAUGAAAAUAUUUUAUAUCUUGUCUUUAUAAGGGUGCUUAUGUAGAUUUCUUGUUAAAGAAAAAAAAUACUUAAUUUAUAAAUUUCCUCAACAUUUUCAUCAUUUAAUUUAAUUAUGAAGUAUAAUUUAUAUGGCAUUGCAAUGGAAGAUAAGAUAGCAUUUUCAAGUUCUUGUGAUUUGACCACGGAAACUAUAUUACCUUUAGUGAAGAAUGUGAUAUAUUGUUGUUGCAUCAAGUAAGGAACUGAAUGCUGAGAACUUGGUUAGGGUUACUUAUUUUCAUCUAUAUAUCAUUUUGCUGGGUUCAUGUUUUUACAUCAUAUAAAUUAUUUUGCUAGCGUUUUCUCUGUUCGGAGGACUCUAGUUUGUGUAUUACAUUGUCAUGUAAUGUAACAAGUGAAAAUAGAACAAAGCUAUAUACAAUUUAAGGUUGAUAACAUUUGAGUGCUAUUUUUGGUGCUGUAUAUAAAACUGUUAGUAUAGAAUAUGACAUAUGAAAAGGGAUUUUAGUGCAAUAAGGGCAAUAAAUCUAAGCUCUGAUAAUGAAACAUAAAUUACAUGUACAUUAAUUAUUCAAUUUUAUAACCAAAAUUAUUCUUUUUGAAAUAAUAUAAUUGCUAACCCUUUUGUAAAUAUGAUGAUAAAUAAUUUAAUUUUUGUAAAUACACAAUAUCAAUUAAUCAAGGGUUCCUCAAAGGGACAGGUUUAUAUCACUGUGUUUAGAAUACAUUAUAUUUUCAUUUUAUACAGAAUGUAGGAAAUACUACCAAAUUAAGCAUGUUGAAAACAUUUUCUGAAAUUUGAAGUAAAAUUUUUUUUUGUG